GGAACAAGCUUCACCAUGUUCUCUAAGGUUCUCGUGUGCUGCCUUUUCGCUUUCGCGGCAUCUCAGGUGGUUGUUGAGCACCACGCACCCCAGCCAUACAGCUUCGGCUACGACAACGUCGACGAGUUCGGCACCCGCCUGACCCGCCAGGAGACCGGAGAUGUGAACAACAACAAGGUCGGCUCGUACGGCUACGUGGACGCUAGCGGCGUUGCCCGCACCGUUAACUACGUCGCCGACGCCUUUGGCUACCGCGCCACCGUUCAGACCAACGAGCCAGGCACCAAGACCUCCGAGCCAGCCGAUGCCCCCACCUUCUCUUCCUCUGUUGAGGUCCACGCCCCGACUGUUGUCAAGGCCGUCCACCCAGCCCCAGUAGCGGUCAGCGCCGUCCACCCUGCUCCAGUCGUGUACGGCCGUCAUGUCGCUCCAGUUGUCCAUGUCUAGGAUUGGAUUUUUACGACCUGCAUGAUAUGUUUGAUCUACGUGGCCGAAAGGCUGCGCAAUAUCAGCUGCUGAUAGAUAACAUAUAGAAGAGAAAUAAAGAUGUAUAGGUGACAAGA
This is a messenger RNA of Ixodes scapularis (black-legged tick), 563 nucleotides long. Its product is annotated as cuticle protein 16.8-like. Lineage: Eukaryota; Metazoa; Arthropoda; Arachnida; Ixodida; Ixodidae. Gene Ontology annotation, molecular function: structural constituent of chitin-based larval cuticle. The record is from RefSeq and is a predicted model, not a curated record. Gene Ontology annotation, cellular component: chitin-based extracellular matrix. Bases 16 to 447 code for a protein of 143 amino acids. The transcript has 3 exons.